Messenger RNA from Oncorhynchus tshawytscha (Chinook salmon), 1409 nucleotides. RefSeq names its product fibroblast growth factor 3 (gene fgf3). Bases 109 to 876 code for a protein of 255 amino acids. The record is from RefSeq and is a predicted model, not a curated record. Gene Ontology annotation, molecular function: growth factor activity; fibroblast growth factor receptor binding. Gene Ontology annotation, cellular component: cytoplasm. Gene Ontology annotation, biological process: fibroblast growth factor receptor signaling pathway; positive regulation of protein phosphorylation; animal organ morphogenesis. The transcript is spliced from 3 exons. NCBI's taxonomy places the organism in Eukaryota, Metazoa, Chordata, Actinopteri, Salmoniformes, Salmonidae.
GCGUUUUGCCGACACGACAGCAAAUGCAAACGCCAACUCUUUAAUGGGACCCCGAAUGCCAUUUCUAUCCAUUCUUGCCAGAAUCUUACGAUAUACAGCCAUGCCACAAUGGUUAUAAUUCAGCUCCUGUUGUUGCUGAGUUUCUUGGACCAAAGCAAGCAGGAUUAUCUGUCUCCGAGGCUUGCUAGGACUUCAGGGGCGCCUUGUGCCAUUGGCCAGGCGUGUGACCCAAGGCAGAGGAGAGAUGCUGGGGGACGCGGUGGAGUCUACGAGCACCUCGGAGGAGCACCAAGAUGCAGAAAACUUUACUGUGCAACUAAAUAUCAUUUGCAAAUACAUCCAAGCGGGAAAAUAGACGGUUCUCUUGAGGAAAACAACCAGUUAAGCAUCAUGGAGAUCACAGCAGUUGAUGUUGGAGUGGUAGCGAUAAAGGGGAUAUUUUCCGGGAGAUAUCUGGCCAUGAAUGAUAAAGGACGUCUAUACGCCUCGGAUGUGUUCAACCAGGAGUGUGAGUUCCUGGAGCGGAUUCAUGAGCUGGGCUACAACACCUAUGCUUCAAGACACCACUCCACCCUGCAGCCCCCUGCAGGGGGUGGCAGUGGCAAACGACGAGCCAGUGCCAAGAGGCAGUGGUAUGUGUCCAUCAAUGGGAAAGGCCGGCCAAGGAGGGGCUUUAAGACGCGCAGCACUGACAAAGCCUCCCUUUUCCUGCCUCGAGUGCUAGGCAAUAAGGACCAUGAGAUGGUGCGAAAGCUCCGUGACAGCCAGAGGCACCCAGCUGGACAGCAGAGUCCCCCUAUGGGCCGGGCUGAGCACCGGAGACGGAGACACCGGGUCAGGGGAAGAAAGGGUAGAACCAAGAGGCCUGGUGACUGACUGACACUAGCCACUGCCCGAGAGCAGUAGGCCCUAUUUCUCCGCUAAGGAACACCAGUUCAUGGCACAUGAAACUGACCAAAAAUGAACUUACUGAAAUAUCUGCCUUAGAUACUUGGAUCAGCCAGUAGCAGCACAACUAUACUUUGUUGUACAAGUUCCCUCCAAAAUCCUUGCUUGGCAUACAUGCAACUCGAACCAUCCCCUACAACUAUUGCAAUACCAACACAAGAUUUGCCUGGGAAUUCAAGUUAGGCACAUAUAUCUGAAGUUAGAGCUACCAAUACACAAGUAUGAAAGGAUGUUACGUUUUGUCUUUGUUUUGUACGUACACUUGUGAAUGCAACUAAAGUCAAUACAGCUGGAUAUCUUCCAACUGUUGUAUUACCUGGAAAAAGUUGUGUUCUUGUGGAACUUUUUAAAGAUCAUAAAUAAUGUAUGUUUACAUGUGUACAGUUAUUUUUUAAUAUCAGUUUCAUUUAUCAGCAGCUUUAAUGUGGGAAAAUGAGUGCGUGUAAGAACUGGACAUCAUU